AUGUCCACCUCCACAUCCCAAAUAUUAGGUUUCCUCGUAUCCAACCUGGGACUAGUGGGCUGCAUCGCUGCCACUGAGAUGGACAUGUGGGGUAUACAGGACCUGUAUGAAAAUCCUGUCACUUCCGUGUUCCAGUACCAUGGACUCUGGAGAAGCUGCACAAGGCAGAGCUCAGGGUUCACCGAGUGUCGGCCCUACUACGCCAGCCUGAGACUUCCAGCCAUGCUACAGGCGGUGCGAGCCCUGAUGAUCGUGGGCAUCGUCCUGGGUGCGAUUGGGCUCUUGGUGUCCAUUUUUGCCCUGAAGUGCAUCCGUAUUGGUAGCAUGGAGGACUCUGCCAAAGCCAACAUGACCCUGACCUCUGGGAUCAUGUUCAUCAUCUCAGGUCUUUGUGCAAUUGCUGGAGUGUCUGUGUUUGCCAACAUGCUGGUUACUGACUUUUGGAUGUCCACAGCGAACAUGUACACUGGGAUGGGUGGAAUGGUACAGACUAUUCAGAACAGAUACACCUUUGGUUCUGCUCUGUUCGUGGGCUGGGUCGCUGGAGGCCUCACACUGAUCGGGGGUGUGAUGAUGUGCAUUGCUUGCCGAGGUUUGAUGCCAGAAGAAACCAACUACAAAGGUGUGUCUUACCAUGCCCAAAGUCAUAAUGUCAGUUAUAAGCCUGGAGGCUUCAAGGCCAGCACUGGUUUAGGGUCCAACACCAAAAACAAGAGGAUAUACAAUGGAGCUGCCCAUGUUGAGGACGAGAUGCAACCCCAUCCUUCCAAGUACGACUAUGUGUAG
Messenger RNA from Chrysochloris asiatica (Cape golden mole), 786 nucleotides. It is a transcript of the gene CLDN18, whose product is annotated as claudin 18. The transcript is spliced from 5 exons. Lineage: Eukaryota; Metazoa; Chordata; Mammalia; Afrosoricida; Chrysochloridae. Gene Ontology annotation, biological process: cell adhesion; bicellular tight junction assembly. Gene Ontology annotation, cellular component: bicellular tight junction; plasma membrane. The coding region runs from base 1 to 786 and encodes 261 amino acids. Gene Ontology annotation, molecular function: structural molecule activity. The record is from RefSeq and is a predicted model, not a curated record.